Chaetomium strumarium is the source of this 1083-nucleotide messenger RNA. RefSeq lists its product as uncharacterized. The transcript has a single exon. The record is from RefSeq and is a predicted model, not a curated record. The coding region runs from base 1 to 1083 and encodes 360 amino acids. Lineage: Eukaryota; Fungi; Ascomycota; Sordariomycetes; Sordariales; Chaetomiaceae.
AUGUCACGCCCUCUACGCAUACCUCACCCCGAGACGCCCUGGCGGCUGUAUCGACAUCUCCUUCGAGAGGCGUCAUAUCUGCCACCCAUCGCUCGACCGUUUGUCGACAGCCAGAUCAAGGCCCGGUUCCGGCAACACCAAGAAGAUUAUCCCGGGGCAGAGAACACCGAGGCCCGCAUCCGGCAGGCGCACCGUGAGCUCCGCAUUCUCCGGGCAGCCAAUGCGGGCGAUUUGACCCGCAUGCGCAGGGUUCUGCUCCGAGUCUUCGGACGUGUGGGACGCCGUCGCCGAGAGCUGAUGGCCGAUCUGCUGCACCGCGAUCUGCCGACAAAUACGGAGGAGUUGCAAAAGUACGCUGCUGAGGCAUCGGACAUCGCAUCGACAGGCCGGAAGAUAGAUUGGCUCGAUAGAUGGGACCUGAAGAAGCUGCGCACGUUUGCCAACUCCCAGAUACAAGCGGGCCUGGUCAACAACCCCAAGUCCGACCUCACUGCCGCCCAGAUCAACCCCAGCAAGAGCAUACCGACCGAAAACGCGUGGGGCCGGCCGCUUACUCCCAAGCUUGCGCGGACGAAGCUCAAGAAGCUGUGGAAGACUGCAGCGGACAAAUGCCUGCCGCCGCUGCCUGUGGAGGAAUGGGAGCGUCUCGGUGUGCUCGCCAAGGGAUUAGUUCACUCACUACCUCCUCCCCGGCGGCCUGUGGCGCGUAGCAUGUCGAACGAUGGGCAGGGUAACCGGGAAUGGGACUGGCGGUCAUACGCCACCAAGCCGGUUGCGGUUGUGGACCGGCCGGCCAACAGGCGGAACAAGCUCCUUACCGGGGCGGUGGACGACAAUACACCGACCGGAGACCCUCAGCCGAUCGUGUGUCACAAAUACACGCCCCGCACAUGGCAGCGCCUGCUGGCGAGCAUCUGGCGGCUGACGGCGACUAUGGAGAAGCGGCCGGACGGCCAGAGCUGGAAGAUCGAGUGGGGGAAACUGGACUUCCGGCCGGCUCCUGCUAGUGCGGGCGACUUGGAGUUUUUCAGAGAUUUCCCACUGCCCGAGAAGCAAGGGAAAAAGGGGAAACGGGGAACAUGA